CAAACGCGUCACGGGUGUGCUACACGUGUGGGGCGGGGACCCAAGCUGUCUUCUACCUAUAAACGAGAGGAACGAGCGGCAUUGUCUGACGGUUAUCACCGUUCUUAUAAAAACCCUUGAACCCUGGAAGAGAGGAAAGCUGGCGGCUAACGUCAAGUCAACAUAUUGACGGAGGAGCACUGCGUGGUACGAGAGGAAAGCAGCGAUCCUGGAGCGGACGGUUUCUUUCAGGAAGGAGCCACUCAUUCGUGUCUCCCCACAGGGGCGUGGAGUGGCCGUUUUAGCAUCUUUAGCUCGUCUGCUAACAGCUAACACGGAAUGUUAACUCUAGGCCUUUCUAGACCAGAGGCGUACAACAUCCUCCUCUAAAACUAGAACGACCUCAGUGCCGGUGGAUAACCCCCUCCGAAGCACACCUAGUGAAUUUGACCUGACGGUGGAUACUACAGCUUCCAUCCAGACAGCAAACCAAAGCAGAGCAUUUCCAUUGCUACUUUUUUGUAUUCAUUAAAUCUAUAACAUUGACUAUAUAUAUUCCAUUUUUGGACGGAUUCGUAUUCCUACGAGAAUUAUUUCCAAGAGUUUUUUUUUUUUUUUUUUUAAUCUAUAAAAAUGGGUCCUUUAAUGGAAACAGCUGACAUAGCAGUGGUUGCACUGUAUUUUGUCCUGGUGCUUGUCAUCGGGUUUUUUGCCAUGUGGAAAGCCAAUCGCAGCACUGUGACUGGCUACUUCCUUGCUGGACGUUCCAUGACAUGGAUAGUGAUAGGUGCAUCACUCUUCGUCAGUAACAUUGGCAGUGAACAUUUCAUAGGCCUGGCUGGAUCAGGAGCAGCAAGUGGCUUUGCUGUCGGAGCAUGGGAGUUUAAUGCACUUCUACUUCUGCAAUUGCUUGGCUGGGUGUUUGUCCCCGUGUAUAUCCACUCUGGAGUCUACACCAUGCCUGAAUACCUGUCGAAACGCUACGGUGGAAACAGGCUGAAGGUUUACUUUGCUUUCUUGUCUGUGUUGCUUUACAUUUUUACCAAACUUUCUGUGGACUUGUAUGCUGGAGCUCUCUUUAUUCAGGAGUCCCUUGGUUGGAACCUUUAUGUGUCUAUUGUCCUGCUCAUCAGUAUGACUGCACUGCUCACUGUCACUGGUGGUUUGGUGGCAGUGUUGUACACAGAUGCCCUUCAGGCAGUGUUGAUGAUUGGUGGAGCCCUUACCUUAACCAUCAUCAGUCUAGUGAAAGUUGGUGGACUAGAGGGUGUCAGGACUAAGUACAUGCAGGCAGUUCCCAAUGUUUCUGCUAUUAUUGCCACUGGAAACUUCUCUUACUCUCCCUCCUGCCGCAUUGAGCCCAAGCCCAACUCUCUACGCAUCCUUCGUGGUCCUCUGGAUGAAGACAUCCCUUGGCCAGGCUUCCUUCUUGGCCAAACCCCUGCAUCUAUUUGGUACUGGUGUGCAGACCAGGUCAUUGUUCAGAGAGUACUAGCAGCAAAGAACAUAGCUCACGCUAAGUGCUCAACACUAAUGGCUGGAUUUCUCAAGAUCCUGCCUAUGUUUGUAAUAGUCAUUCCAGGCAUGAUCUCCCGGAUCAUGUUUGCAGAUGAGAUAGCCUGCAUCGGGCCAGAGCACUGCAUGGCAGUGUGUGGCUCUCAGGCCGGCUGCUCAAACAUUGCCUACCCUCGCCUGGUCAUGGCUGUGAUGCCUGUGGGACUCAGGGGUCUGAUGAUGGCAGUGAUGAUCGCUGCCCUGAUGAGCGAUCUCGACUCGAUCUUCAACAGCGCAAGCACCAUCUUCACCCUGGAUAUCUACAAAAGUGUUCGGAGGGCGGCAACUUCACGCGAGUUGCUGAUGGUGGGACGCAUGUUUGUUGUGCUCAUGGUGGCAAUCAGUAUAGCCUGGGUCCCCGUCAUUAUUGAAAUGCAAGGUGGACAGACAUACCUUUACAUCCAGGAAGUUGCUGGCUACCUCACUCCACCAAUCGCCGCCCUCUUCUUGCUAGGAGUGUUCUGGAAACGGUGUAAUGAAAAAGGGGCAUUUUGGGGAGGCAUGACAGGUUUCACACUUGGCGCGACACGACUUAUCCUAGCAUUCAUCUACCGCCAGCCUCGCUGUGACCAGCCAGAUACUAGACCUGCCUUUAUUGUUCAUGUCCACUACAUGUAUGUGGCUGCAGGGCUGUUCUGGAUUUCAGGGCUGGUAGCUGUGGUGGUCAGUCUCAUCACCUCUCCACCAGAUGAGGAGCAGGUUCGCACCACCACAGUCUGGGGGCUCCGCAACAUUGAAAGAGUUCCCAUAAAGGACAAAGAAGAAAUGUACAGGCUGACUGAGAAGAGCCAUUGCAAUGGCGAUGGAAGCCUCCACAAAGAAAUGCCUCCAGAUGUCAGAAACGAGAGAUGUCUAGAUGGGGCAGAUGUCAAACUGCUGGUCCCAUCUACUGACCACGACCCAACAACCCCAAGUACAGAAACAUCCCCUGCAAUUACCCCUGCUGAACGAUUUGGUAAUGGAAAGAUAGAGAUGAUCCGAGCAGAGGAAGGCUGCCCCACUAAUGGGGUGACUAGCAGGUGCAUACGUUUACUGGACUGUUUUUGUGGAUUUAAGGAGGGAUCACAGAGCGCUCAGCAAAAAGCGGUGCAAGAUGAUGCAAGACUCAUCGCAGAGAUGCUUUAUGAGCCACCUAGAGUCAAACUUCUCCUCAACUUGGGUCUGGUAUUCGUCUGCUCUGUCGGUAUCUUCAUGUUUGUUUAUUUCUCAUUGUAGUCCAACCCUGCACUGAACUAAUAGUGGGGACUUUUGUGAAGAUGGGGGUUAUGUGUGGGUGGGAGUGGGAGAGUAUGGGGGGGGGGGGGCGCUGUUACAAACAGCUGAAUUUUCUGAAGAUUCAAGAAGCUCUGUCUGUAAUAUUUACAGUUGUCUUUUGUAGCUCUCUAACAGGGAUCUAAGCUUAUUCUAAUCAUUUUUUAAAUGAUUAAAGCUUCUCCACAUAAAAAAAUGUUCUCCUUUAUGACUAUGAAGCUUAUUUGGCACUGGUGUGUCUUUUUUUUGUACAGCGCUUGUUAAUCCUGCAUUCAGAAUAUCUACUGGGAUUUUUAGAAUUGUUGUACUCUAAGUGAAUUUAAUAUUUGCCUUAUUUGACAUAUGCACUUAUCUUCAUUUUUUUUUUUGUAUGGUGAAAAACAUUCUGUGAUUUAAGCUUAUUUACCCUCUCUUGUUGACAGUGACUGUAGGCUUAGUUGCUGGUGUAGCAUACAAAUGUCUGUAGUAACUCUAAAACAGUUUUAGCUUAUAGGCCAUGACAAUUUUGUUUUUAAGUUUCAGCCAUUGAACACUAUGGUUAGUACUGCAUUAUAUCAGUAGAAGUACAACUAUGUGAUGACUUUUUAAUUUUAUUGGUGCCUGGACACUAAUGUCAAGGUUGUUUAGUAAGUUACCUAAUAAAUGUCCAAUUCUCUGCUAGAGAGAAUAUGUGUAAAUCAUA
Messenger RNA from Thunnus maccoyii (southern bluefin tuna), 3466 nucleotides. It is a transcript of the gene slc5a3b, whose product is annotated as solute carrier family 5 member 3b. Gene Ontology annotation, biological process: transmembrane transport; inositol metabolic process; myo-inositol transport. The coding region runs from base 613 to 2748 and encodes 711 amino acids. Lineage: Eukaryota; Metazoa; Chordata; Actinopteri; Scombriformes; Scombridae. The transcript is spliced from 2 exons. The record is from RefSeq and is a predicted model, not a curated record. Gene Ontology annotation, cellular component: plasma membrane. Gene Ontology annotation, molecular function: protein binding; D-glucose:sodium symporter activity.